UUCUACUUUUGUUACUAAUGCUAUAGUAUCUGCACCGCUAGAUAGCAAUCCUAAUAAUAACCAAAAUGUGUCAGCCAAUCAAAAUGCAAAUGACAAUGAUGAAAACAGCCAAUCACAAUCUUUCUCUCUUUUUAAAGAUGGGAAGGUUAAAAAAUUAGAUGAAAGUUCUAUGGAUACUGAGAAUAAUUUGUCUGCUACCUUCCCUACUAAACCACACCUAACCAAAGAUAUAGAGCAUGUUAAUAGUUCUGGUGAGGGACCAACAAAACCUAACCUCUCUAGUACAGAUACUCUGCCCUCUAAUCUUAAACAUAAUGUACAAGAUUCCUCCCCCGAGGGGCUGGGGACCUUUUCAUACCAAAAGUCCCCAAACUCGACCCUCGGCAGGGAGCACAAAAAGGUUGUGUUUGCCGAUGAUAUUAGUUCCCAUCCGACGCCAGGUAAGGUUUCUGAGGGGGAAUGUAAGCAAGGCGAGAUUGUCAAAGGUAAGAAUAAACAGGAAACUGUUGUCAAGACAGGUUCUAUGCAUGUUAAUGAGGAAAAGGGAAAAUCAAUCGGUCAUGAGAAGCCAUUAAGAAAAUUAGUCCAUCAAGACUCCGGAAAAUCCUUGAGCAAGCAGGAUAGCUUGACAAAAAAAUCUACCAAUCUUGAAAAAGGAGGAGGAAUUUUAUACAAGGGGGAAAUAGUUUCCAGUUUCGAUAGAAAAGCUGACAGGAAACUGAUGAAACAGGAUAAUGUAAUAAAUGAGGACAUGCCAACAAACAAAGACCUGGCUACUGAUAAGGCUUCCAAGAAACUGUCACACAAAGAGCUGGUCGCUGAUAAUACCUCUAGGGAACUACCGCAGAAAGAGGUUACCACUGAUAAUGUGUCGAGGAAACUGCCUCAAAGGGAAGAAGCCGCUGAAAAUGUGUCCAGAAAGCUGCCACAAAGGGAAGAAGCCGCUGAAAAUGUGUCCAGAAAGCUGCCACAAGACGUCUCCAGCGAUAAGGCUGCUAGGAAAGGUAGUGUUACAAGGGAAAGUCCAGAUAAAAAAGCAGUGCAACAAGAACUGAAGAAAAUGGACAGCUUUGGUAAGGCUGAGGUCACCUAUCCUAAACGUACUGGUAGCAUAGAGAAAUUACAAAAACUUGACCUGAAUACAGGAAGUGACGCAGAAAAACCUGUUAGAACCGAGAAGGAAAGUGAGGAUAAAUGUAAGAAUGAGCUUAACAAGAACAGGGGUGGAAAAAAUACUGGACUAAAUGGUGGGGAAAACAUGAUUGGGGAUAUACCAUAUCUCCUACAUCGGCGCCACCUGGAAAAAAGCCCUGAACCUGUCAAAACAGAGGAGGUAACUUCGCCAACAGACAUGGAUGAGAUCAUAUCGAACAGGAGGAGCAGAAGCUUGAAGAAGAAACGGCCGUCAAACAUGCAGGUGCAUCAGGUUAAAGUUUACGAGGGGUCUCUUCCUGUCGUACCGGACAAGGGAAAGACAGAAGUCAAAUCUCCUGUGAGCGAGGGCAACAGUCCAGUCAGUCCAGUUAGUGGCGGGGGAAGUCCCUGUAGUGACACUUCCAGCCUGGGCAGUGUGGCAGGCAGCCCUGUUACUCCGGGGAGUGGUGUGGGCAGUCCUGUGAGUCCAGGUAGUCGAGGGGCCAGUCCCAUCAGCCCAGGUAGUCGAGGGGCCAGUCCUAUCAGCCCAGGUAGUCUACAACAGAGGAUAGGCAGUCGUUCACCCUCAGGAAAGCGGGGAUACCAGAGCCGAUCCCCAUCAGGUAAACGUACACCAUCCCGAACGUCCAAUGACAGGUCGCCAUCUUGUAACCGGCGGAUGGAGAUUGUCAAUUAUCACCGGCUGCCCCAUAGAGAUAGCUUCUCAAGCGUAGACGAUACCACAAGUCCCACAUUUGAGAAAGACAUAUUAAAACAGAUUCAAAAUAAAGAAAACAUCAAAGAAAAUGAUUCUGCAUUUUCAGAAUGUAACGGAGAGGUUAUCAAAGAUGGGACUACACUGCCCCCUCCACUUUCUGUAGCUAAGGUGCCACUGUCAAGUCAUCAAGCUAGCGAGGAUAAUAAAUCUAAUAAUAAUCUAGAAAUGGUGGAAGACAUCACAGUUGUCCAAAAUAAGCUUAACGACAACCUGGAGAAGCGUCUCUCUGAGGACAAACUCGCUAGAAAGGAAGCAACAGGGUUGCCAACAGAUUCAAAGAUGUAUGGCCUUCCUCAACAUAUAACACAGCAAGUUCAGCAUUCUUAUAAGGCUACCAGUGAUAACCCUAAAAUGGCUAAGGCCAAUAACCCUUCAGUAGUAAAUGCGUGUCAAUCUGGAGAUGAUCCAAAAAAUGUCAGGUCCAGUAACCCUACGCCAGUCAGCUGUCAACCAGGAGAGAGGGGUAAACCUGGGGUAUAUAUAAGUAGACCUGAACCUUCCAAAGUGGGUAGUGUACAAACCGCUGUCAACAAGACUUCAGCUUUCCAUAUGAAAAAUCCUGAUAAAAAAGCUAAGGAACCCUUUAGUCCUGUAUAUAGACCGACUUUUAGUUUGAAGCAGAGUAAAGACUCUGCUCUUUCUGCUCCAAAACAAGAAGAAACACAACCAAAAAUCACAACAAAGAAAUUAAACACCGACGGAAAAGAUAAUACCUCGGUUCGCACUAAACCAGCUUUACCAUGUCGAAAGCCUGCUUUACCAGGUAAAAAGCCAGAAAUAAUGAGCAAGAAACCAGCUCUACCAGGAAAAAGACAAGAUCAACAAACUAAAAGGACGAAUGCAUCAAGAAAAGCUGAUCAGGUGAGUUUGGAUUUUUCAUCCCCAGCGGCAGAUUUUAUAUUAUCAGAAACAGACUAUGCAAGUAAACCCAAUCGGAACAGCAUUACAUUUUCUACUUUUAAACCCCCAGACUCCAACUCAACAUCGCCACGGCCACUCAGCCUAGUCAGUGUUGAUGAGAAUGAGGAGGAACCAUCAAUUUCACUUGCAGCCGACAAGGAUCCUACGGUAAGGCUUAAUCAGACUUUCCACGCACAUCCUCCAGAGAAUGUGUUCCGCCCAAGUCCAAAGCCAAAGCUGAAACUGGGGCGACACCCGAGCGAUCAGGGCAUUGAAGGUUCAAAGGUCAAUGAGCCACGAAAGUUCCACAAAGAACGUGGCUACAUGUACAGUUUUGAGAGCGUCAAUGAUCCCCCUAGUGCUCAGAUGUUUUUGAGUGGAUCAACAGAUACGGACGUCCAAGGAAGUCCAGAGAGUGUGGAGUCGGUGGAUAUGCUGGAACCUCUGGAAAACCUGGAGGAAAAUAUCUCUGAUGGGUCAGAAUCUUCGGUAUCCGAAGGGAGCAACUCAGAGUUUGGGGAUGACAGUGAACACGAAUGUGACAGUAGUGAUAACGAUGAUGCUGAAAGACAUAAAGAAUUCUUACAAUUUGCCAAAAGUUUAGCUGACUCUGGCAAAGAAAUCACAGUUGAUUCUGGUGUUGGUAUCGAGUUAUCUGACUCUGGUAUUAAGGAUAAUUCCCCGUUAGAUCCUCUGGAUCAGCUAGAGACUUUGGAAGGGUCGGUUUACGAGGAUGAGAAUCAAAACUUACCUCCACGCAAUGACAAUAAUGGAAAAAGGCAUUACACUAACACAACGUUAAGUUCAAGUUCGGAUGAAUCUUACCAUGAGAGGAUUGUUCGGAACAAGCGGGUAAGCGUGGACCCCCUGGAGAGUCUUGAGAAUCCCCAUAUAGCAGAGCUGGCAUCACUUAGUGGAGAUUCAUAUAGCGAUGAAUGUGAUUCCGACGAUCACAUGACCUCCAGACACAGACUUGGGGCCGCCAUUCCAAUCCUCACCAUCAGUACUGCAUCAAGUCCAGACGACCCUCACAGGAGCCCCUCAAGUUCCCUUGACAACGAAAUUAGCCAAUCAAAUCCUUCUUAGAUAUAUGAAUUGUACAGUAUAUUAUUUGUUACGACAUGAUUACUCUUCUUGUAAUUAGCAUAUUAUUGAAACAUGAUGGAGAUACAAUUUUGUAUUAUAUUGAUUUCAUUUUUGACUGCAGAUUUUUUUGAUUUUUUAAAUGUUUUUAGUUUUUGCAUGAUCAGCACAAUUUAAGCAUGAGGCGCUAGAAGCAUUAUAUUUAUACAUAAAAAUAUA
Molecule: messenger RNA, 4114 nt
Organism: Mizuhopecten yessoensis (Yesso scallop)
Lineage: Eukaryota; Metazoa; Mollusca; Bivalvia; Pectinida; Pectinidae
Product: muscle M-line assembly protein unc-89-like
Exons: 1
Coding region: 170-3898 (1242 amino acids)
Source: RefSeq, a predicted model, not a curated record